AUGGAGCACCCGAGCGGGACGGUCCUGGAGGCGGCGGAGCCCCGAGCCGAGCGGCGGCCCUCGGGGAGCCGCAGAGUGGGCGGUAUUGUGAAACCUCGUCUGACCUAUAGCAGAGAGCUAGAAAUUAAAACUACCCUUCAGGAACUGCUAAUCUACAUCAUUUUCCUUACAGAUCUAUGUAUAUUGACAUUUGGCAUGGUGAACACAGACAUGUAUUACUUGAACAAAGUUAUGUCAAAUCUCUUUCUGGAAACUUCUGUGUCUGAGACAGAUAGAACUUCCUUCAAGAACAUAGGCAGCAUGGUUGAUUUCUGGAAGUUUGCAGAAGGACCCCUGCUUGAUGGUCUGUACUGGGACACAUGGUACAACAACAAGACAUUGACCAGCCACAAAAACAGCAGUCAUGUUUACUAUGAGAACUUACUUUUAGGAGUGGCCCAGAUUCGUCAGCUAAAAGUCCGCAACAACACGUGCGCCAUCUAUCCCUAUUUCCGAACAUUUCUGAAAGAGUGUUAUCGUGAAUACCGCUAUUUAGCUGAAGAUAAAGCUGAUUUUGGUCUAAAGAAUGGGUCUGUAUGGACGUAUUCCUCUGCCUCCUCAUUAGCCCCCUGGCACUGGGGAGCCAUUGGCCUUUACAGCGGCGGAGGAUUUAUGUUCACCUUACCUAAAUCAAGGAGUGAGAGCAUAAGGAAGCUUGCGUUUCUCAGACGUAACGGCUGGCUCACUAGAGGGACAAGAGUCGUAUUUAUUGACUUCUCAGUGUAUAAUGCCAACAUAAACCUCUUCUGUAUAGUCAGGUUGGUAGUGGAAUUCCCAGCCACUGGUGGUGCUCUUCCUUCUUCGCAGUUUUACUCAGUAAAGCUUCUCAGAUACGUCACUUAUUACGAUUAUUUCCUUGCCUCUUGUGAAGUCAUCUUUUGCCUCUUCAUCUUUGCUUUCAUCAUCCAAGAAAUUUUAAAAGUUAAAAAACUGAAAACGGAAUAUUUUAAAAGUGCCUGGAACUGGCUGGACAUGCUGUUGGUGUCGCUGUCUCUCUUUGCCAUUGCCUUCAAUAUGUACCGUACUAUAGAGGUGUCCUUGCUGAUGGAAAGCCUGCUCUCUAAUGCCUAUGUGUAUCCAGACUUUUAUUUCCUUGCAUACUGGCAAACCCGUUACAACAACAUGAUUGCUAUCAAUGUCUUCUUUGCAUGGAUAAAGAUAUUUAAGUUCAUAAGCUUUAACAAGACGAUGACUCAGCUGUCUUCCACUUUAUCCCGCUGUGCCAAAGACAUCAUCGGAUUUGCCAUCAUGUUUUUCAUCAUAUUCUUUGCAUAUGCACAGUUAGGCUACCUGGUCUUCGGGUCACAAGUUGAAGAGUUUUCCACUUUUCAGAACUGCAUUUUUACACAGUUUCGCAUAGUGCUGGGUGAUUUUAACUUUGCGAGCAUAGAGCAAGCCAACCGAAUUCUCGGCCCCAUUUACUUCAUUACCUUCGUGUUCUUUGUGUUCUUUGUAUUGCUGAACAUGUUCUUGGCUAUUAUUAAUGACACAUAUUCAGAAGUGAAAGCUGACUUUGCAGUGGCACCGAGUAAAGAAUUUGAGAUCAGUGACCUCAUUAGACAGAGUUACAAUAAAGCCCUUGUGAAACUCAAGCUGAAGAAAUCGAAGAUGGAGGAUUUGUAUCCGGCAGGUGGAAGCUUGCAAAGCAUGAAAACCAAGGGGCAUUCUGCCUCCAAAUCAGACGAUGCUUUGAAGCUUUCCAGAAGAUCUAGUGUGGACGAGAAGGGUUAUCUAAAGUCACCACAGCUACAGAAAUGGAAGGAGAAGCUUGACCAGAAGUAUCACUCUGCUGAGAAUAAGGAAUUGGCCGGGUCUCUUCAGGACCAAGUCUCUCCUCAGGAAUUUCAGCAACUUUUCAAAUACGCGACGGAACUGGAGAAACGACUAAACGAGGUUAACGCGAAGCUGAGCAGAGUUCUGAAAGGCAUGCCUGAUCCGAAAGGCUCUCCAGACAAGAAACAGAGAUAGUGAGCUGCAGAGAGACAAAUUGCACAAAACAAAUCCUAGAUUCUAAAGCUUUCCAAGCAUGCUGGCAACUGGCUCCUCACAGCUAGCUCUGAAAGAACACAGAU
Trachemys scripta elegans is the source of this 2111-nucleotide messenger RNA. It is a transcript of the gene PKD2L2, whose product is annotated as polycystin 2 like 2, transient receptor potential cation channel. NCBI's taxonomy places the organism in Eukaryota, Metazoa, Chordata, Testudines, Emydidae. Gene Ontology annotation, cellular component: membrane. Gene Ontology annotation, molecular function: calcium channel activity; calcium ion binding. The transcript is spliced from 15 exons. Bases 1 to 2007 code for a protein of 668 amino acids. Gene Ontology annotation, biological process: detection of mechanical stimulus. The record is from RefSeq and is a predicted model, not a curated record.